CAUGAGCGCGUGUUUGUACAUGCUUGAUACAAAGAAUCCCACUGAACUGCUUAUCGCUAAAUGGGAUUUCCGACAGGAUGAGGGCCGGCGGGACGUCCGAGCUGAAACAGCCCUCAGAGGAGGUCCAGCAACUCCUCGAAACUGUCAAGACUGAGCUGGAAGAGAAAAUGGAGAGAAAGUUGGACAAGUUCUUGCUGGUGUCCUACAAGACGCAGGUGGUCGCAGGGACCAACUACUUCGCCAAGAUUGACAUCGGAGGGGAGGAGCUAGUGCACUUGCGUGUGUACAAGAAUCUGCAAGGAGAGGUGUCGCUGCAUUCCCACCAGCAUCCGAAAACCCGCGAGGAGGAUAUCCAGUACUUUUGAAGAUUUCCUGGUGUUUGGGGCUGCGGCAAAUGGGGAGAGUCCUUCAGGGUAUCAGGGCAGUUACCGGCUUUUGUGAUGACGGCAUAUUGAUAGGAAAAUUGGCCCCCUUAUUACAUUUGUAAUGUAAUCUUUAGCUUUCAACAUGAAAUGUACCUGCAUUAAUUAAAUAAAAGUAUAAAUAAAAUAA
Molecule: messenger RNA, 552 nt
Organism: Penaeus chinensis
Lineage: Eukaryota; Metazoa; Arthropoda; Malacostraca; Decapoda; Penaeidae
Product: cystatin-A-like
Exons: 3
Coding region: 78-365 (95 amino acids)
Cellular component (GO): cytosol
Molecular function (GO): cysteine-type endopeptidase inhibitor activity
Source: RefSeq, a predicted model, not a curated record